GCCGGACCGUCCCGCCGCCCAGGGAGAAGAGGCCCCACAGCCUCUCGGCCUCGCGCCCCUGGCCUCCCCGGUGCCCGCCUCCCCCUGGGAUGGGCCCCGCCGCCCCCACCAGCUCCGGCCGGGCCCUGCUCCGGGCACAGGGGGGCGGGCAAGGAGGGCCGUGAGGGCCCUGCCCCGAGCCCGGCCGCCCGCUCCGAGGAUGAGCGGUGACGUCCUCUAGCCGGGCCCAGCAGCGCGCUUCCCAGGGACAGGACCGCGCCGCUGCCAGCGAUGACUGUCCAGAAGCUGGUGGCCGCGGCCGUGCUGGUGGCCCUGGCCUCUCUCAUCCUGAACAACGCGGCGGCCUUCACCCCCCGCUGGGUGCUCCAGACGCUGGAGGACGGGCGCCGGCGCAGUGUGGGGCUGUGGCGGGCCUGUUGGCUGGCGGACAGGGCGCGGGCAGGCCUGAGGCCCGGGCAGGACUGCGAGACCCUGGGCUGGGGCUCCGACUCGGCGGGCUUCCAGGAGUCGCGCGGCACCGUCAAGCUGCAGUUCGACAUGAUGCGGGCCUGCAACCUGGUGGCCACGGCGGCGCUGGCCGCGGGCCAGCUCACCUUCGUCCUGGGGCUGGCAGGCCUGCCCCUGAUGUCGCCCGAGUCCCAGUGCUGGGAAGAGGCCAUGGCUGCUGCGUUCCAGCUGGCGAGUUUCGUCCUGGUCAUCGGACUGGUGACCUUCUACAGAGUCGGCCCCUACACCAGCCUGUCCUGGUCCUGCCACCUGGACAUCGGCGCCUGCCUCCUGGCCACGCUGGCGGCGGCCAUGCUCAUCUGGAACAUUCUCCACCGGCGGGAGGACUGCAUGGCGCCACGCGUGAUCGUCAUCAGCCGGGCCCUGACGGCGCGCCUGCGCCGGGGGCUGGACAACGAGUACGCCGAGUCGCCGUGCUGAGGGCCGGGCGCCAGGGCCGGGUACGGCCACGGUGGCGGACGGUCUAGAAGCUUACGGGCUCGCGCCUUCCCGUCGGGCAGAGGCAGCCGGGCACACCUGUCCCACGCAGGUGUGUUGCCUGCCACACGCCCCGUCACAGGCCUGUGGCGUCCACGGCCUCCGUGCCAGUCCGUUCCACGCGGCAGUCAAGGCCGGGGCGCGGACAGCGGGAGGCCCUCCGGACACUGCGCGUUCACAAGCAGAGGGUCACGGCUUCGCCUGGGCUUUGUAAUGUCUCUCCUGCGCCUCCGGCUACGAUCUCUAAGUUAUAAUAAAGCGCAAGCCUUGCUGUUGCCUCCGCCUCAGUCUGGCCAUACCGGGCCCUGCAGGCAGGGGAACCAAUCUACCCUGUCCUCUGGGGGGCGGC
This is a messenger RNA of Talpa occidentalis (Iberian mole), 1333 nucleotides long. RefSeq names its product transmembrane protein 204 (gene TMEM204). The transcript has 3 exons. Lineage: Eukaryota; Metazoa; Chordata; Mammalia; Eulipotyphla; Talpidae. The coding region runs from base 271 to 927 and encodes 218 amino acids. The record is from RefSeq and is a predicted model, not a curated record.